AUGCACACGACGAAUUGGAACAUGAUGAGUCGGAGCAUGUUACAGACUAGAAGUAUAAAGUAUCAGGAAAGCCGGGCGCGGCAUAAACAUUGGUGUUCGUUCUCUGGCUUUUCUAACAUCUGUGAAGGCAAGAAGGACAUUGAUGCCUGGAUUGACGCACCUGGACUCAUCACUCUUGCUUUCGACACGGUCACUCCCAAACUCUUUGUUUUUGGAAAUGGGUUUCCAUGGCGCACCAAUGAGUUCACUGUCCGGGAUGCCACUUGGGUUGAUCUCUCCACCCACCAGCCUAAUGUCCCUUAUUUUUUCUCCCAAUGUUUAGUCCCUUCUCGAUGUGGGCAAAAAGCGCCAACAUUUAAAUCCAAGCAGUUUGCAUUGUCAGUUAUUGUACCAGCUGUGCAGUGGGCUGAGUACGAGGAGUGGCUGGAGAAAAUCGAAGAGUCUGUGGCUCAAGACUUGCCUACCGCUACUUCGACAACUUAUGACUUUGGGGGCACUGAUGACGGGAACAGUAUCAACAACUUUGAUGACGGGAAUGGUAUCAACAACUUCGAUGACGGGAGCACUAUUGAGGAUUUUGAGGAUGGGAAUGAGCCGGAAGGUGCAAACUCAAAUGACUGGGAAGGUACCAGCAACAUGGAGUCUGGGAGUUCCAACGACUUGGACUCAUCACAGGGUCAUCGGACACCUUCUCUCUCAGCAAAGCGGACGGACUCAGCAAAGGAUCGUCGGGCACCUUCUCUCUCAGCCAAGCGGACACAUGUUCAAGCGGAGAGUGAUUCUCACUCAAGCACUGUAUCGCCUCCUCGCAAGAAGGCCACAGCUGCACCGUUAUUGUCCAAAGGCUUGGAUGCACUUUGCCUCCCUGGCCGUGACUCUAUGAGAGAGGCAUUGAAGCACGGAGGCAGCGCAAAGCUAGAUGUAUCCAGUAAAGUUUUUGACCGGCAUCACGAAGAUAUCGAAUAUUAUCCAAUUCCAACCUGUUCGCUCAUUGAAAUCCUGAAGACACCGCAAUACCGCACAUUUGAACUUGACAUUUCAGACUCGCAUAUCAGCCAACUCACGAUUGAUGUUCCCCUCCACAGUAUGAUAGAGAUUGGUGCUUUCAAAACGGCUCAUCCUGGGUGGCUUACUCUAUCCCCCAUUGUUUCUAGUGGUCUUGGAUCGCGCUCUCAGCAUGGUGUGGUCGUUAAGCGACCAUUUAUUAGGGUCCCGCCAACAGGUCAGGCCACCACUGCCACCGCAUCACUCAAGAUCAUGCGAUAUUCGUCAGUGGACGAGCUGAAACAUGUCCUGAAAGAAAGUGUCGUCAUGUACUGGGCGAAGUCGCUGCUCAACUACACUUAUGAUUACAUUGACCACCAUAUCAGCACUUCACCAACACCUCCGCCCUUUGAGAUUCCUCGUCACAGUGUCAGCUCAAAACCAGGAGAAAAAUCAAACACAAAGGCAGGAACAGUUUCGGCCGUUUAUCUUCUCGAAGAGCGCAUCUUGUUUGAUGACAACCAGGAGUUUACCAAAUUCAUUCACAACAUGGAUUAUGUGCCUUCUCUCAAUGAGGAUCAAUAUGGCUAUGAUUUAGCCGUUUUCCUUGCAUUUACACAGCACAUUCAAUACAUGCAGACUGAAGGUUUGGUGUUUGUGUCUGAUUAUCAAGGGAGUUUGACACUUCUAAUGGACCCUCAAAUCUUGACUCAUCCGUCCGUAAAUGACGGAGAUGACGUCUUUGGGGGCGGGAAUAUUGAGGGCAUAGUAGAUGAGUUCGAGCGCAAGCAUUCUUGCAACCAUUACUGUAGAUGGCCAGGGUUUGGAUUGAAGCCAUUUGUCAGUUCAGAGAAGAACGACGCGUCAGUGGUCACAAGUGUGGACGAUUAG
Messenger RNA from Suillus clintonianus, 1875 nucleotides. RefSeq lists its product as uncharacterized. Bases 1 to 1875 code for a protein of 624 amino acids. The transcript has 7 exons. The record is from RefSeq and is a predicted model, not a curated record. Gene Ontology annotation, molecular function: ATP binding; protein serine/threonine kinase activity. NCBI's taxonomy places the organism in Eukaryota, Fungi, Basidiomycota, Agaricomycetes, Boletales, Suillaceae. Gene Ontology annotation, biological process: protein phosphorylation.